Messenger RNA from Microthlaspi erraticum, 1212 nucleotides. The record is from the annotation of a GenBank genome assembly. NCBI's taxonomy places the organism in Eukaryota, Viridiplantae, Streptophyta, Magnoliopsida, Brassicales, Brassicaceae.
AUGGAGAGCACGGAGCAGCCGAGAAGCGUUUCGGGAUCGAUGCAGAGCCCUAGAUCUCCGCCUUCUCAGCCGUAUUUGUCAGUCUCCGUCACCGAUCCUGUCAAAUUAGGCAAUGGCGUUCAAUCUUACAUCUCUUACAGAGUCGUCACCAAGACCAACUUCCCGGAGUAUCAAGGACCCGAGAAGAUCGUUAUCAGAAGAUACAGUGAUUUCGUCUGGUUGCGGGAUCGGCUUUCUGAGAAAUUCAAGGGCAUUUUCAUUCCUCCUCUCCCAGAGAAGAGUGCUGUAGAAAAAUUCCGGUUCAGUGCCGAAUUCAUUGAAAUGAGGCGAGCAGCAUUGGAUAUAUUUGUAAAUCGGAUAGCAUUACACCCUGAGCUUCAGCAGAGUGAGGAUCUUAGGACCUUUUUGCAAGCAGAUGAAGAGACAAUGGAAAGAUUCAGGUUUCAGGAAACUGGUAUAUUCAUGAAGAAGCCUGCUGAUCUAAUGCAAAUGUUUAGGGAUGUGCAAUCAAAAGUUAGUGAUGCUGUCCUCGGGAAGGAAAAACCUGUGGAAGAAACUACUCCUGAAUAUGAGAAGCUUAAACACUACAUCUUCGAGCUUGAGAACCACUUAGCUGAGGCUCAGAAGCAUGCAUAUCGCCUCGUCAAGAGGCAUAGAGAGUUGGGUCAGUCACUGUUGGAUUUUGGCAAGGCUGUAAAACUUCUUGGGGCUUGCGAGGGUGAACCUACAGGCAAAGCAUUUUCAGAUCUUGGAACUAAAUCCGAGCUGUUAUCGAUCAAGCUCCAGAAAGAGGCUCAACAAGUCCUGAUGAACUUUGAGGAACCCUUGAAGGACUAUGUUCGUUAUGUGCAAUCGAUUAAGGCCACCAUAGCAGAACGAGGCACUGCUUUCAGGCAACAUUGUGAAUUGGCAGAAACAACAAAGUUAAAGGAAAUAAACCUUGACAAACUAAUGCUCACACGUUCCGACAAAGUAGGAGAAGCUGAGAUCGAAUACAGAGAGACGAAAGCAGAAAGUGAGGAAGCUACACGAAGAUUUGAGAUGAUAGUGAGGAGAAUGAAUGAAGAGAUAGUGAGGUUCCAAGAAGAGAAGACGGAAGAGAUGGGAGUAGCGUUCCAUCAGUUUGCAAAAGGACAAGCUCGCUUAGCAAACGGCAUUGCUGAUGCCUGGAGAGCUCUUCUUCCCAAACUCGAAUCUGCUUCUUCUGUUUAA